GUGACAACGACGUAAGUUACAGGACGUGUUGGAAGUUUUCUGCUGUGGGUCCUUAACAAAUAUUGUUGCGAUCAAGUACGUGCAGUUGUUGGCAGAAUCAGCAUGAAACAUAGUGUAUCGGGUGAUUCAAUGACAGAAGUUUUAGAGCCAAAGGUAGUGAUACCUUGUUCUGUGAAAUGCGAAUCGGUUCUACAAAAGCUAUACAUAGAUUUAUGUAAUUUGAUUGUGGAAUCCCGAAUUCCGCGUUUUAAUGAGAAGGGUUAUGGAGACGGUAUCCACUGUCCUCCUUUGCUCGGCCGAAAUACUCAUGGCUGUGAUCUUUCAAAACCAGAAUGCCAAAAACACCAAAGAUUGAUUCAGCAAUUAUUUCGAGCUGUCGGCAAUAAUGUUUUUGAAAUCGAAGUACUAGUUCUUCCUGACUGCUGCACUGAAUCAAAAUUAAAGGAGCGAAUACAAAGCAGAGAGUACCGGUUGCUGGAGAAAUGGUCCUUGAAAUGCAUUUAUAGCAAGGAAUCUAUGAAGUCUACUCCUGUUGAUGUCCCUCAGCUGCUUCGAGCUGUUCGAUCUUUUCUGCAUUUCUCUCAAUUAAGUGCUUGGUUGAGUUCAACUAAAGGAAAAUCUCCUUCAAAUGUCUAUUACUGGGUCAAGUCUAGCUCAGAUGGACUCUCAACGAAGUUUGAACACGAACCUGAAGAACAUUCCUUUCCUGUUUGUAAGGUCGCUGAAGAUUUCUAUGGAAGUGUUAAAGUGAAAUAUCCACCAAGAACUCAAUAUGUGCCUAUAAUUCCAUGUUCAAAGCAUCCUCCCUUGCAUAAAUAUUCUGUUAGAACUAUUUGCGAGAAUCCAAGUUUGCAACAAAAUAUUUCACUAAACUCUCAGGUUGUUAGACAGUUGCAUAAAUCUCCUUGUGAUGAUCAACUUGGUGUACUUUCAGAAAAUGGCUGCGGGUCUGAACCUACUUCAGUACUGCUAGCACCAACUAUUCUAAAAACAUUUACAGGAAAUAUAUCAGAUGGAAAUCGUGUUCUUAAGCAGUCUUUUUGCCCCGAUAGUUUAGUCGAUGCCUCUAAUUUAUCUUUCGAAUUAAAGCAAAGUAAAAAUAUAGAUUUAUUAUCAAAAUCACAAACUUCUUACUUAUGUAACUAUGCUGAAACCUAUAGCAAUGGCCUCAGUCAAGAAAAUGUUUGCUUUGAUACGAGUCAACUCAUUAGACAUUUGCGUAAAAAGAAAUUUAAAAUCAAGAGAAUAAAUGGAGAUGAGAAUUCUAAAUCUUCAGAUGACAACAAAUGUCAUCAAAGUCCACGGAGACACUCAGUGGAGCUUAUGCCCUUACCUCCAUCGAAUUCGCAUGUAAAUGUUUCCUCGCCUAAUACGGUAGUAAAAAAGUGUGAAGCUAGUCCUGUAUAUGAAGCAUAUCACCGUCGUAAAUUGGAACAAAAAAAGAGGCCUUCAAAGCGGAGAGUUUUACAUACAGAUUCGGAGAAAUCAGCUGCGAUUCCUCCUAAAAAAGUUUGCUGUGAUAAAUAUUUAUCCCAAGAUUAUCAAAUAUCUUUAAACAGUCUAAAUGAAAUUUUUCCUCAACGGAAUGAGGAAUCUAGUCAAGUAAGUUGUAAUAUCCCUGUGAUUUCCACUAGUGUGAAUUUAAAUAUUGAAAAUGGUAACCUGGAGCCAGAGAGCUUCAUCAAUCAAGAAAUUCAAACCUUAUUGCCAAAUGCUUCAAAUGAAGCAGACAGUCGGUUGUCAGAGUACUUUUCUAGGUCUACCCCGAAAACAUAUGCAAAAAGUGAAACAACUAAUCAAAAAAACUGUAGAAAACGUAAGUGUUUGACAAAAUUAACGGUAAAGGAAGAAAAUAUGGGCGUUGAUAAAGAUACAAAUAGUUCCGAAAUUAGAGCUUGCAGCGCAACAUCCGUAGUUGACACAGAUAACGAAAAUGAGCUGAAAAAAGUUAAGCUUAUGGAUGAUUGCGCUAAUGAUUUCAGUUUUCCAGCAUCUUGUUGCACCAAUUUAAUAACUCACUUUGAUAAACCUGUAUAUAAUCCAGCUUUAAAUUUUAAAAAAUCUGAAGAAAAAUAUGUUUGUAGAAAACGUCUUCUAAGGACCAGCUCAGAUUUAAUAAAGGACCAAAUAUCGUCACCCUCAAAUUAUAGAAUUUCUCCCUCAGAGAAACAGAACUUCAGUUCUUCUCUUCAAACUGAUUCAAAGAAUAAUGCACUUUCGCAAAAGAAUGAGCUUCAAAUUUUGAAAGCAAGGCUCUUAUCAAUUCGCAAAGAAAAGAACCGCCGGCUGGAAGCUAAAUUGCUUAAACGAUAUAACAAAGUAUUUGCAGCAAAAUGUCGAGAAAAUUCAUGUGAAACUACGUUCGUAGAUUGCAAAGAAUCAAAUUCCGAAUAUAAAAACUGCAACCGGACUCAUUUAAACUCUUCAAAAUGUGGUUUGCGAGAAAAAAAACUGAACAAUUUAGCUAAAAAGAUCACAAAAAUAAAAACGACUUUAAAAGGUCCGAAGGAAGAAGAGAUUUUAAUGAAUACAUCUGAACCGGUGGAGACUAAAAGUUUAGAAAUAAGUCUAUUUACAACAGUGAAUAAACCUCAUCGAAUCACAAAAAGGAGAAAGUACAAAUCUUCCAAGAAACUAUUUAAUUCAACAAGUUGUAAUAUAUCGCCCUCUAGUCAACCUUACAAAGUUAAAAAUUCCCCAGAAACUGUGUGUACUUCUGAUAGCUGUCAAUGUCAAGAAUCUCAACCACAAUCUCGACUUCCAAAACGAAUUUCACCCUCUAGUACUGUACCUGCAACCAUACUUUCACCGAAAGCGUCUCUAGUUGUGUCUUCUGAAGUAGAAAGGAAUUGCAGUAUUAACCAUGUAUAUCAAUCGAAAGACAGCUUGGGGCCAAGUGAAAUUUCUCUGCCCAGUGAGAGACAUUGCGAUUUCGUUUUAAACAGAUUGGUACCUUCUGAAAGACGAAAUGUGUCCUAUGAGAAAUCUAACGAGAACCUUGAGCUUUUCUCGAAAAGUAUACCCAGUUUUCCGAAAGGAAGAAAAUUACUUGCAAAUUUUGAGGAAUCUAUCUUGAAAGGCUGUUUACCAACUUUGAGUAGUGUAGAGGGAUUCCGCGCUGAAAUAGGUGCAAGCGGUAGCUUUUUUCCAAGUCAUCUCACAUUACCUGCCAAUGUAUCGUUUUUUGAAUUGGGCAACUCUCAUCAAGGAACAGCUCCUUAUGUGGCGCAUGUUAUUUUAGGGGAUGCAGAGUAUUUCCUUCCUAAAAAAGGUGCAGUACAAGUGACGUUAUUCAAUCCUUCAGAAACUGUCGUUAAAAUGUUUGUCCUAAACUAUGAUUUAAGCUCCAUGCCUCCAAUGUGCCAUACCUUUAUAAGGCAAAAAAUCUACUACCUUCCUGUUGGUUCCACCGAUGAGCAUCCUUCCUCUCCAAAAUGGUUGCGCUUUAUCAUUCACUUGAGGUUUGCUUCUUCGAAAACUGGAAAAAUCUUUCUACAUAAGGACUUUAAAAUUGUUGUUCUAAAUAAGAGUAACGAUGAUGCGGCAUCUGAAUUUAACCAAGAACCCCGUGAACUCCGUUCAUUUGUAUCAGUGCCUAGAAAUCCUACUUUUUCUAAUUUUUAGAGUAUAUGUUAUAUAUAAAUUUUGUAGUUAUGUUUUAUGAGUUGUAUUUUUUGUAAAGUUGUAAAUUGUUAUAUCGAUAUAUGCAUAUUAAAAAAAUUCAAACCGCUUA
Molecule: messenger RNA, 3733 nt
Organism: Argiope bruennichi
Lineage: Eukaryota; Metazoa; Arthropoda; Arachnida; Araneae; Araneidae
Product: atos homolog protein A-like
Exons: 11
Coding region: 103-3624 (1173 amino acids)
Source: RefSeq, a predicted model, not a curated record